GCAGUUUGCGUGUUACAAGCGUUUUAAAUGGAUUUCAAUUAAAAGUACGACUACAGACUAAACUACAUUUGGUUACGGUGGCGUCGAGUGGACGCCAACUUCGUAGCCGUAAUCUAAUCAAGCAUCAGCGUCGACUGCGCUGUCUGCUGCACUUUAAACGCGACUGGUCAAGAAAACCAAAAAGCCCGUCCAGAUUAGUUGAAACUUUCUCAAAGACCGCCGUGGGCAGAGCGACGGAGGACGGUGUGGCUAAAUAAACAAUCAAAACGAGACUAAUUGAACAACAAUAACAAAAAUGGUUGCCCAUUCAAAACUAAAUCAGAUAUUUAGCUACCAAAAUUGGGUGCACGCCGUCUCUGGAGCAGCCGGUGGUUGCAUAGCAAUGAGCACAUUCUAUCCGCUGGACACGGUGCGUUCUCGUUUACAGUUGGAGGAAAGCGGCGAGGUGCGCAGCACUCGGCAGGUUAUCAAAGAGAUUGUGCUUAGAGAGGGCGUGGCUUCAUUGUAUCGUGGCCUGGGACCCGUUCUCCAGAGUCUCUGCAUUUCGAAUUUUGUCUAUUUCUACACAUUCCAUGCUCUCAAGGCGGUUGCUUCGAAUGGCUCACCGGCACAUCAAAGCGCCUUUAAGGAUCUGGUGCUGGGCUCCAUAGCUGGCAUCAUAAACGUAUUUACGACCACACCGUUUUGGGUUGUCAAUACACGGCUGCGCAUGCGGGAUGUGGCCGGCACCUCCGAUGAGAUCAACAAGCAUUACAAAAAUCUUUUGGCGGGCCUGAGAUAUGUUGCCAAAACUGAGGGUGUGAAGGGUUUAUGGUCCGGCACCAUACCUUCCCUCAUACUGGUCUCAAAUCCAGCACUACAGUUCAUGAUGUACGAGAUGCUGAAACGAAAUGUGAUGAAAUUCACGGGUGGGGAGGUGGGCAGCUUAGGAUUUUUUGUAAUUGGCGCCAUAGCGAAGGCAUUCGCCACUGUCCUGACCUAUCCACUACAGUUGGUGCAGACGAAACAGCGUCAUCGCAGUAAGGAAGCGAAUGAUGCUUCGACUUCACGCCAGGCGGCAAGUAGGAAGCAAGAUGUUGGCAUGAUGGAAUUAAUGAUCAGCAUACUACAACAUCAGGGUGUGCGUGGAUUGUUCCGUGGCCUGGAGGCCAAAAUAUUGCAGACAGUGCUGACGGCGGCGCUAAUGUUCAUGGCAUAUGAGAAGAUUGCGAGUACUGUGGGUUUGCUUUUGAAACGCAAUGCAUAAGAGGCUGGCGGGUAAUUUUAUAACCUACGUUUAGCUUUAAGGCACGGAUAGGGUAAAAGACACACUACACUCCAAAGUUAGUCAGUAAGUUAUAACAGAGAAGCUGUUGUGUUAAAAAAAGUGAACAAAUAUAUGUAACAAAAUUAUAAGGAA
Scaptodrosophila lebanonensis is the source of this 1399-nucleotide messenger RNA. It is a transcript of the gene PMP34, whose product is annotated as peroxisomal membrane protein PMP34. The coding region runs from base 296 to 1246 and encodes 316 amino acids. Gene Ontology annotation, molecular function: FAD transmembrane transporter activity; NAD transmembrane transporter activity; ATP transmembrane transporter activity. The transcript is spliced from 3 exons. The record is from RefSeq and is a predicted model, not a curated record. Lineage: Eukaryota; Metazoa; Arthropoda; Insecta; Diptera; Drosophilidae. Gene Ontology annotation, cellular component: peroxisomal membrane.